Brassica rapa (field mustard) is the source of this 1462-nucleotide messenger RNA. Its product is annotated as late embryogenesis abundant protein 1. The record is from RefSeq and is a predicted model, not a curated record. Lineage: Eukaryota; Viridiplantae; Streptophyta; Magnoliopsida; Brassicales; Brassicaceae.
UGGAUCAUAAAUGCGAAAAGCCUUGAGAAAAUUUUAUCUAUAUGGCGAGCGGACAGAAUGAGGAGUUCAGUGUGAAGGCCGACCAAAACGCGGGCCAAGCGCCACAAGUGAAGAGGGAUGAUUGGAAAGUAGACAACACCACCAACUCUUCUCAAACUUCAGCAGGCUUUCUCCAGCAGAAAGGGGAGGAAGUGAAGAGCAUGGCACAAGGAGCAUCAGAGGCAGUGAAGAACAAACUGGGGAUGAACAAUGAUUAUAAGAACAAGAACCCUUUGGACAGGAAGAAUCCUAACAACACAACUUGUCCAAGCAUGCCUGGUCAUCCUCCUUCUGAUAUUUAACUUUGUUUUCUCCACUAGACUCUCUGUAAUAACAAUAAAAGGGAUCCACACAAUACAUUCAACCCCAACACAUGUUCAAACUUGGCUUCAGUCUUUGGAAUUGAAAAUAAAAAUAAGAAAUAUUGAGACUUUGGUUAUAGUCUUCGGAAUGAUCUUUCUAUCUCAAAAACCGGUUUACACUUGGUAGUUCCACCCCAUCCCAGUCCAGCUACUGUUCUUUUCACAUUUUUUAUACGCAGAGAUCCACAAACUUCAAUUAUGGAUUCAUCCAUUAUAUUUGAUGGCAGACAUUGCAAGUGCAUUCAUUGGAUCAACAAACUUCUUUAGCAGAGGAUCAUUAUUGCCGCAUCUCAUCUGACACGAGCACCACCACCACCACAUCCACCCGCCUGCAUCAACAGUACCUACAAUGCUAUCCUCAGAAGGUCCCCUGCUCCUUUCAUGCCAUCUCUCUUUAUUGUUUUUAUGGCUGGAAUCACCGUGUGCUCCAUCAAUGGAAUUCUCAGAGACGUUUCAGUUUGUUUGUCAGAGAUCUACAACAGGGGAUGGUGAUGAUGAUCUUCGGAAAAUUUACAGAAAAUGCAGAAAACAGGUUAGGGUAGAGAUGAAAGCUGAGAAAAGCUCCCACUAGCACAUAAACAAGUACCAUCAAAAACCAAAAAGAAAGAAAAAAAGAGUUGUUUUGGUGGAGAAACAUAUAGAGAGAAGUAAGAAUAGAUUUAGUAUGGAACAUUUCUAAACUUCUAUUUUGUCCCACAUCGGUUUCUUGACUCAAAAUUGUGUUGUUUAUAUGAGUCCUUCAAACAGUUACUGCACGUCGAGCUCAGUAACAAGGGCUUGUGACCCAUGUGGGGACAACAAGUUGGUUGAACACUGGCUCGGUCCACAGGUCGGAUCUGUUAUGGCACUGUUCUGGGCUGCCCAGUCCAAGCCGAGAGUGAACCGUGUGUGUUGAGCGAAGGCUUGGCUCAAGCGGUUCCUAAAGUGUAGGGCAAUGCGCUAGGCUGGUUUCACAGAGCAGCGAUCACCUCCCUCUUUCGGCAGUGGACGGAUCACGGCUCAACGUCACUCAGGUUCACCAUGGCCUGCUGGCUCGUACCCAGCUGGACAACCAUUUUUUU